UGUGAAACAGUUUCCAAAUUUGUUUUGUCUUCGACUUAAAUUUUCGCUACUGUUUGCUCUACGGUCUCAAAUAAUUUUCAACGGACCUUUAACUACAAACAACAGUCAUGCCUUCCUAUACUCUGCACUAUUUUAAACUCCGUGGACGCGCUGAGGUGUGCCGUAUGCUGUUUGCUGCCGCUGGUGUUAGUUUUAAUGACCGAAGGAUCGACUAUUCGGAAUGGAACAACUACAGGAGCAAGAUGCCCUGCAACAUGAUGCCGAUGUUGGAAAUAGACAACAGAUACGAGAUACCGCAGAGUAUGGCUAUUUGCAGGUACCUCGCCCGGGAAUUCGGUUUCCAUGGAAGAAAUAACAUUGACAUGGCCAGAGUUGAUUACAUCAUGGACUGUUUCUAUGAAAUUAUGGAAGAUUAUAUGAGAAUGUACCAGGACUCCAAUGGUAGAAUGAUGUUCGAUAGAAUAUCUGACAUGCGCAGUAUGUACCAUCAGAAGUUCGAAAACAUGGGUGGCGUCAUGUCAUCUUCCAGGAUGAAUCAAGGUAUGUUUUCAGGAAUGCAAUCCUCCAUGUCAUCAAUGUCAUCGAUGUCAUCAGGAAUGGACUCAUCCAUGUCAUCAGGAUUUGGAAACUACUCCUUCAACGAAGACAGCAUGUGUGAACGUAGGCAGCGAUUUAGAAAUACAUGCCAGAGAAUCCUCCCUUUCAUGGAAAAAACUUUGGAAAUGCGUCAAAGUGGAAACCGCUUCUUUAUGGGUGACUACUUGACUGUGUGCGACAUGAUGUGUUUCUGUGUCCUUGAGAAUCCACUACGUGAAGAACUAUCAUUGCUGAACAGCUACCCGAAACUGCGAGCUCUACGUGAUCGCGUUGCAUCUCACUCGAAGAUUUCGAACUACAUCAGGCAACGUACUAUGACUGAUUUUUAAGAUGAUCUUCACAGUAGCCUACAAAACCUCAAACUGGAAUUUGGAUAUGAAAAUAGAUGUAGAGAAAUUAUGUAGUAAAGCGACAUCACAAUAAAGAGAGAAACCUGAAGUUGUAUGAAAACAACAAAAGCUAAACAAAAACUGUUUACGAUUUUAAUAUAAAUGUAUCAAGAAGAGAAAGAAAUACCCAGCCUAAAUAUUGUAAUAUUCUGCAGUCCUUGACUUUGCAAAGAUGUUAUUAUUUAGUGCAGCCAUCUUGGUAAGAAACCGGAGAAUUUCAUUGGUUGCAAUUUAGUUCUAUAUUGUAUUAUGUACUUAUGACAGAAAGAGUAAUAAAUAAUGUAUAACAGAG
Octopus sinensis (East Asian common octopus) is the source of this 1278-nucleotide messenger RNA. RefSeq names its product S-crystallin 2-like. Gene Ontology annotation, biological process: glutathione metabolic process. The record is from RefSeq and is a predicted model, not a curated record. The transcript is spliced from 7 exons. Gene Ontology annotation, molecular function: glutathione transferase activity. The coding region runs from base 108 to 926 and encodes 272 amino acids. NCBI's taxonomy places the organism in Eukaryota, Metazoa, Mollusca, Cephalopoda, Octopoda, Octopodidae.